UUGUGAAACAGGGAGGACGAUAUAGGCAGGGACAUGAGUCAACCAUCCAUUCUCAGUUUCUUUGCUCCAUCGUCUGGCGAGGGGACUCAGCCAGAACACCUGCAGAACCACAGCACAGCCAACAUGACAGGGAUCUCGGGGCUUCCGAAACACCAGGACAUAUGCCGGGCAACAAACAAAGUUUUUCAUUCCCGAGACUCAGUAUCUUAAAAAUACAAAUCUACGACGGGGAGAAAGAAAUGACAGCAGAAGACAUUAUAUCAAAGAUUACAAAGCAAAGUAAAGAAAGGAAGAGUACAAAUGGAGGAGACAAAUCAAGGAACAAGAUGACGGAUCGACCAAUAAAUCCACAAGUGCAGACAUCUGAUGUCCAGAGAGAGAGCGAGAUCUCUGAAGGUGUCCCUAAUACCUUAAAAUCACAAUCAACAGAAGGGGACAACAAUGAACCUGGCACAUCUCAGCACUCGGUUUUGGAUCCAUCUAAAGCUGAUUUAAAGACAAAAUUGACAGAGCUGGUUUUGAUAAAAAGUGUGACUGACAGAUUAAAUGGACAAGAAUCUGGCUUUCGUGUUAGGCUGUUUGAGUUCAAAACAUACAUGCAAUGUCAAAUGUUGCCUGCCAUCGAGUCUAUCACAGAACCAAGACAAUUACAAUCAAACAAUCAAAGAUUCAGUUACAUGAUUUUCUUUUACAGAGACGUGGAUGGUCCAGAAAUAUUUGCUGCUGUAUCAGGAAUGGCUUACAGACAUGUUGAUCAGAGAAGCUGUCCAGAAUUUCCAAAGAAGAUAGCAAGACGACUUCUGGAGCCAAAAACAAUUGAGCUAGAUACAAGGAAUAUGACUGGAGACACGUCACAAGUGAGGAAACAAUACAUUCCAGGCAGGGGAGGAACAAUCAACCUUUGGGAUGUCAUAGACGUGGUUGUCCACAAGUACACGGCUAAACCAAAAAAGAAGGCAUCAAUCCUCCAGUUCUGCAACACUUGGGAAAUCAAACCCCCAUCCAUUGCAAUUACAAAGUUGUCUGUUAAGGUCAUGACAAAAUUUCCUAGCAUUUUUGUCAUUCAGGAAAUAAUUUCUCAUUUUGCAACUAUUGAUGGAGGUAAGCCAACAUAUCAGUUUGGUUCAAGUCAAAAUGUUGAAAAAGAUGACAAAACAUUUGCAAUGUUUGACUUUGUGCAGGAAGAAAGCAAGAAGAAGACAAUCAACAAACUUACAGAAAACUUAAACAAAAGAAUCAGCAGCUAUUUUAAUAAAGAAUCUGAAGAGUACAUGCAGCUUUCUUGUGAUGAUCUUGAUGUCUGGCUAAAUGCAUGUGAGUAUAGGCUUUACCUGGACACAGAAUCAAAGAGGUGUCCCAUAAGAACAUGGCACGAGGCUCCACCAACGUUAACAGAUGUUAUAGAGGUCUUAACAGAAAAAGAGAUUUCUGCAAACAUGCUGUCUACUGAUGUAAAGAUGUCCCUGCGCAAAGCUGAUGGAAACCUAUGCAGAAAGAAACCCAUCACCAGCUUCAUCCAAUCACAUUUCACAUAUGACUCCAAAUCUUACUACUUUUGGUGCGGGAAAUGGCUGAAGAUUGAACUGGAAUAUUUCCAAAUGCUGGAUGAGAAUUUCAAGUCUGUCAUAAAAGAGCAAAUUAUCAGCUCUGCAAAUUUGAUGCCAUUACCUUGGACUUGUUCACGGGCAGGGAAAACAAAAGGCACACUGAAAACAAAGAUAUUUGCAUUGACUUCCCUUCAAGACUUUCUGACUAAUAUUUCCCUCAACAAUGAGGUGGUCUUGGACCUAAAGAAAACCAAGAGGCACUUGAGGUCUGUUGGCGAAGUUGAAAAUUGUGGAGAUGGCAAAGUGUGCUGCUCAUACCAACCAAGAGAUUAUGAACAUGAUGAAAACCAAUUGAAACCGGUUCUACAAAUAUUUGUUAGAAUGAACACACCUCUAACAGAAGGUGUGUACAAUGACUCUUAUAUCCUUUUGGACAAAAUCAUCAGCACAAGAGGAUCACAGACAGGGUUCCUAGUUGGAGACCGAAUGCUCAUUAACAACAUAGAAAUGUUUGACAUAAUCAUGUACAAUCAGACACACACGUACAUCAUCCAUGUCAAGGAAGGUUUUGAUAACAAUACAAGAGUCGUCGCAUCUCAAAUACGAAACUCUGCAGAUAUCCUCUUCAGGGCACUGACUGGUAACAUGACCAAAACUGUUCUUGAUGAAAUGUGGGACCGCUUCACGAGGGAGAACACAACAAUAUCAGGUCAAAAAUCACAAUCCACCCGUGGAAAACGAGCAAAGAAAGAGGGAAUGGAAAAGAAUCAGCGUGCAAUGAAAUCAAAGUUAGAAGAGAUGACAAAAGAGGGAUUCAUGAGGCUCUUUAAAGAAAGAGGGAUCGUGUAUGUUUUGGCGGUAAGGGACAAGGUAAAAGAUAGGUCAAUGGAAACUGGUGAUGAAAUGGAGGCACAGCUUAAGGAGACAUAUCCUGAGAAGUGUGAGGAGAUCUUGCAACUUCUUGAGGACAAAAGGUAUGUGCAGAAAAAACACAGUCGUCAUGUUGUCACAGACACGUUUAUAUAUGUGAAUAAAGCAAACUUUCUCAAAGAUAUGAUGGCAGGACUUGACAACCAAGGACUUGGUAAAGAUCUCUGGAUGAAGGUAUAUGCAAUUCUUUUCGAAAAGCUCCUAGAUAUCAAAUCCCCUAUUGCCAAGUUGGAAGUUUUAAGUCUCUUUAGCCAUUUCCGAAAAUAUCAGAUCGAUCAAAACAAAUUCCAGCUCAAAGUUUGCUUUAUUAAAAAAUCCAUCGAUCACUUUCGUGAACUGAAAACAUUUCUGGAAUGCUCACAAUCUCCUUGCUGAGGAUAAAUUGCAAGUUACAUCAAUAAAUACAGAUUCUAGUUGGUAUAAGAUCCAGCUCAAGCCAACGCCUCCUCUCACAGAUUCUACUUUAGUAGAGGUGAAUGACCAUGGAAAUGUUUUCUGUUGCUUUCAAUUUGCUACUUAACAGCAUUUUUCAACUGAUUUUGUCAUUUACCGGUAUGGCAAUUAUAAUUUGCAGUGAAGUAUUAUAUUUCUGAAAUGACAAUAUGUAAUUUUUAAGCAUUUCCCUUUUGACGGUUACUUAAAAUCCCAUUGUUCCUAAGAUCAGUCAAAAUUCACUCACCCGUGUGGAGCCCCUCUUUCCGCCAAAAGACGAUUCACAUGAGCUGAGCCUUGCUCUUAUCACUCUCUCCUGAAUAUGCCCACUCAAGGGCCUACAGUGCUGAGAUGGCGUGGUUGUGUGCGCGCGUGCGCGUGCGCGCGUGUGCGAGACAGAGAGAGAGAGGAUAAGUAUAAAAUAUCAAUUUUAACAUAAAAAUUACAUACUCCUUAGUAUUGCUUACCGAAUCUGAUGGAAAUGGUAGUGGGUCAGCCACCAAUCGGGAUCUACUGUGACUGUUAGAUCAAAAUUGCGUCUGAUCACAUACCCCCUGGGAACUCUUCUUACUGCUUCUUCUGUGGCCAAAACAUCCUGAUGAUAUUGGGGGGACCACCUUCUCCCAAGUCAAUAAAAGAAGUAAAUUGUGUAGAUUUCGUGGAUUUUAGAUAAACUAGUAUGCUUUGUCUAGUUAUCUGAAACGAUCCAUAUGUAAAGGUAAGGACUGUUACCGAAACUGAAUCGCGACCCAUAUGUUAAGGGUAAGGACUAUUACCGAAAGUUGAGUCUAUAUCAUUCAUGCGCUGACUUAUUUUGUAAGACAGUGGAACAUGGACUCUCUCUGACGGCCUGGUAUCAACAAGUCAACGUGAUAAGAGUGAGUUUCUCAUCAUCUGUCUGGAAUCGUGAGUUGUUGCGCUCCUACAAGGGGCCCGAACUGGUGGAUCCCGGAUACAUCUUCUGCAGCGAUAUCUCGAAGAUAAUGGUUUGCAAACACUGUGUCCGACUUCCAGAAACAGCCUUCCAUGGUGGAUGAUAAAGAGCAAUUGGUCGAGUGUUGAGGCUAAUGAGCUAUCUUUGUGUGGGUUGAAGGCUCUGGGAGGAUCCAGCCCUCCUGCUUUGUAGGCUCGUAGGAUAACAAUUCUGAUCCAAAACGAGAUGUUUGUUCAGGAGACUUCUACAGUCAUGGCGGGUGAUAGUAGGAUGAAGAGACGCUUGAACUUCCUCCUCCUUGUAGCAGUCCGUUCAAGGUAGAUCUGCAAGGCUCUGACCGUGUACAGGGACAGGUCUUGUGUAUCAUCUGGUUCAGGGAUCGUUAAUAAUGCUGGGAUGAGGAGUUGUCUAUCUGGUUGACCUGGUAGCUGAUGAAGUCUCAUCUAAAACCCAGGUGGACUGCAGCAUGAGUUAGCAGCUCAGAAGUUCAAGUAGUGUGUCUCAGUGGCUCGUAGUGGUCGCUGGUAAGAUGUUGCAGCACU
Molecule: messenger RNA, 4385 nt
Organism: Haliotis rubra (blacklip abalone)
Lineage: Eukaryota; Metazoa; Mollusca; Gastropoda; Lepetellida; Haliotidae
Exons: 4
Coding region: 162-2852 (896 amino acids)
Source: RefSeq, a predicted model, not a curated record